AUGGCGCAGCUGCACGAGCGGCUGCAGGCGGCCAUGGGCUCCGCGUUUGGCGGGUCUUACGCCUCCAGCGAUCCAAUGCUCGCCGUGGCCACGAAGCGCGAGUUUGGCGACUUUCAGUGCAACGCGGCGCUUGCCCUGGCCAAGCCGCUCGGGAUGAAGCCGCGCGAUGCGGCGGCGAAGCUGGUGGAAGCGCUCGAGGUGUCCGACCUCUGCGAGGCGCCCGAGGUGGCCGGGCCGGGCUUCCUCAACCUGAGGCUGCGCAACGCGCUCCUCGAGCAGCAGCUGGCAGUCAUGGCGGCGGACGCCUCUGGCCGCUGCGCCGUCCCGCGAGCAGCGGAGCCGCUGCGCACCGUGGUAGACUACUCGUCGCCGAACAUCGCAAAGGAGAUGCACGUCGGCCACCUCCGAUCCACCAUCAUCGGCGACACGCUCGCGCGGCUGCUCGAGCUGCGAGGCCACCCCGUGGUGCGGCUCAACCACGUGGGAGACUGGGGGACGCAGUUCGGCAGCCCCUCCCCCACGGCCGGGCUGCGAGGAGGGAGGCGCAUGCUCAUCACUCACCUGCGGCAGACGGCGCCAGAGGUGGCGUCCGGUGCAGCGGAGGCGGAGCUGUCUGAUUUGGCGCCUGCCCCUCGCCCCGGCCUGGCCUCGCCCUGCCCGACCGACGCGGUCGCCUUCUACAAGGCCGCCAAGGCGCGCUUCGACGCGGAGGAGGACUUCGCCGCCGCCUCGCGCAGAGAGGUUGUCGCGCUGCAGAGCGGCGAUGAGGCGUCGCUCGCCGCGUGGCGAUCGCUCUGCGCCACCUCCGAGGCAGCCUUCUCCAAGGUGUACUCUGCGCUGCGAGUCGACGAGCGGCUCGUCACGCGCGGGGAGUCCUUUUACAACCCGCGCCUCCCCUCGGUCCUCGAGGACCUCGAGGCGGGCGGGCUGCUGCAGGAGUCGGACGGCGCUCGCUGCGUCUUCCUCGAAGGGUACACGAACCGCGACGGCGAGCCGUUGCCCGUCAUCGUCCAAAAGUCGGACGGCGGCUUCAUGUACUCGACGACCGACUUGGCGGCCAUCCGCCAGCGGGCGGCGGACGAGGAGGCGAGGCGCGUCCUCUACGUCACCGACGCCGGCCAGGCCCUCCACUUCCAGCAGGUCUUCGAGAUCGCGCGGCGGGCCGGAUUCGCGCCCGAUUCGGUCUCGCUCGAGCACGUCCCCUUCGGGCUCGUCCAGGGCGAGGACGGCAAGAAGUUCAAGACGCGCUCCGGCGAGACGGUCAAGCUCGCCGACCUGCUCGACGAGGCGCUGCGCCGCGCGCGCGCCGACGCGCGGCUCGAGGCGGAGGGGCGCGAGGAGGGGGAGGAGUUCGUGGCGCGCGUGGCGGCCGCCGUCGGCAUCGGCGCCGUCAAGUACGCCGACUUGGCCAUGAACCGGCAGUCAAACUACCGCUUCUCCUUCGACAAGAUGCUCUCCCUCACGGGCAACACCGCGCCCUACAUGCUCUACGCCUACGCGCGCGUCCGCGGCAUCCAGCGCCGCGCCGCCGCCGCCGCCUCGCUCGACGCGCCGGCCGCCGACUCGGCCGCCGGCUUCGUGCUGCGCGAGCCGGCCGAGGUGAACUUGGCGCGGCAGCUGCUGCGGCUGGGCCAGGUGGUGUCCGACGUAGAGCGCGACCUCCUGCCCUCCAAGCUGUGCGAGUACAUCUUCGAGCUCGCGGGAGACUUCAACCGCUUCUACGAGGCGCACCUGCCCAGCUCGCCCCCCGCGCCAGCCCUUCUCCGCCCCCUCAACGCCGCGCCGCGACGUGCGCUACUCGCGCUGUGCGAGCUCACCGCCGCCGUCCUCGCCCUCAACUUGCGAAUUCUCGGCAUCGAGCCCCUCGAGCGCAUCUAG
Molecule: messenger RNA, 1878 nt
Organism: Emiliania huxleyi CCMP1516
Lineage: Eukaryota; Haptophyta; Isochrysidales; Noelaerhabdaceae
Exons: 12
Coding region: 1-1878 (625 amino acids)
Biological process (GO): arginyl-tRNA aminoacylation
Cellular component (GO): cytoplasm
Molecular function (GO): arginine-tRNA ligase activity; ATP binding
Source: RefSeq, a predicted model, not a curated record